Molecule: messenger RNA, 1878 nt
Organism: Cervus elaphus (red deer)
Lineage: Eukaryota; Metazoa; Chordata; Mammalia; Artiodactyla; Cervidae
Gene: MLF2
Product: myeloid leukemia factor 2
Exons: 9
Coding region: 592-1335 (247 amino acids)
Biological process (GO): regulation of DNA-templated transcription
Cellular component (GO): cytoplasm; nucleus
Source: RefSeq, a predicted model, not a curated record
CUCCCGCUCGGAAUGAACGCUUCCCCGGUAGAAAUCUGCUGAAAGCUCUCCCAGGGAUCCGCCCCACCUCGUCACCCACUGGGAGCCUGCCCUGCCCGGGGGAACCUGCCCCCGUCCUCUUCCCCUCCCGGCGAUGGACUCCGCUGCUCCUUCCCCCACACCCUGACAGGGAGCCUCCUCGGGGCCACAGAACCCAAAUCCAGGUUACUAAGGAGGCCUCCGCUCCCCGAGUCCCGGAGGACCCCGCGGCCCCCAGCAGCUAGGCCUGGGAGCCGGCCCCGCGUGCGCCCCAAGCCCGCCGGUGGGCGGAGCUCCGCAGGCCCGGCCUGGGGUGGGCUGUCCCGUCGUGACGUCACUUCCGUCCGGGCCUGGCUGGGGUUCGGGCUCCGUGGGCCGACGGCGCGGGGGGUGCACGGAGGUGGCAGCUGUAAGAGGAGGCGGUGCGGGAGGCCGAGGAGCUCACGCCCGGACCAGUCCCGCGUCCCGGGCCGCUAGCCCCGAUCCUGCCGCGCACCGAGAGGCGAGACCGGCCGGAUGGGCCGCUGAGCCCGGACCGGGGACCGUGUGGAGCUCCCUGGAGCUGAAAUCAGGAUGUUCCGCUUCAUGAGGGACGUGGAGCCCGAGGACCCCAUGUUCCUGAUGGACCCCUUUGCCAUUCACCGUCAGCACAUGAACCGGAUGUUGUCAGGAGGUUUUGGAUAUAGCCCCUUCCUCAGCAUCACAGAUGGCAAUCUGCCAGGGACCCGGCCUGCCAGCCGCAGGAUGCAGGCUGGGGCUGUCUCCCCUUUUGGAAUGCUGGGAAUGUCAGGCGGCUUCAUGGACAUGUUUGGGAUGAUGAACGACAUGAUCGGCAACAUGGAGCACAUGACAGCCGGAGGCAAUUGCCAGACCUUCUCCUCCUCCACUGUCAUCUCCUACUCCAACACCGGCGACGGGGCCCCCAAGGUCUACCAAGAGACGUCAGAGAUGCGCUCGGCCCCAGGCGGGAUCCGGGAGACUCGGCGGACCGUGCGCGACUCCGACAGCGGGCUGGAGCAGAUGUCCAUCGGGCAUCACAUCCGGGACCGGGCUCACAUCCUCCAGCGCUCCCGAAACCACCGCACGGGGGACCAGGAGGAGCGGCAGGACUACAUCAACCUGGACGAGAGUGAGGCCGCGGCGUUUGAUGACGAGUGGAGGAGGGAGACCUCCCGAUUCCGGCAGCAGCGCCCUCUGGAAUUUCGGAGGCAUGAGGCUUCCGGGGGCGGAGGACGAAGGGCUGAGGGGCCUCCCCGCCUGGCUAUACAGGGACCCGAGGACUCCCCAUCCCGACAGUCCCGCCGCUACGACUGGUGAGGGCCCUGAGCCCUCGGCCUCUCUUGUAUCUCUUGUACAAGCUGAGAGGCUGAGAUGUCAUCCCCUGAGAUAACUUUUCCCCUUCAACUCCCACUCCCAAUUUAAUAUUAAAUUAACAGGCAAGCUGGCCCCAGCCCCUCCCUGGGGGUCUCAGGGAGAACCUUUCACCGCCCUUUUUCCUUUCCUUCUUUAACCUCUUUACCACAAUGACUUGAUUUUUCACUUUGCUACUCCGUCUCUGAAUCUCCUUCCUUUCCUCGUUCUGCUCCUGCCAUGCAUUGAAGGGGCUUUGAGGUGAGCUCUGGGUUUAGGGGCCCCAGUGACCCUGGCUCUCUGCCCACCUCCUCCUCAUAUCCCCUACUGUAGGGGCCACAGCCCUCAUCCAGGGCUGUGUGUGGAGGGAAAGGACCUGUCCCCAACCCUUUUUCCCUUCCUACCUGCUUCACAUCACAAAGGUCUUCCCCACACCCUCUCUGCCUUUAUUUUUUGAUUUGUGCAACUUGUAACUAGGUGUUUAUGAAAUAAAGGAGAAUGGAAAAAAGA